CUCUCUGUCUCUCUCGUCGCGGUCACCCAUAUCGUCGGUUCUUCGACGGCAUCCGUGACGGUCCCCGAACACCUUCGGUGGCUGUGUGUGGUCCCCAUCUUUUUUCUUAGACGGUUGGUUCCGUGCAGUCCGCGAUAACAAAGUCGACAGUGAAUCAUCUAUGAUCAUCGUCAGAGUACAACUUUUCGAGCAACUUUUCAUAGUGUCAAUUGCAAAACAAUUGCCCACUUUGUGAUUGUAAACGUCUUGUAAUCGCAAAAUCUUCGAUUAACUGUGAGUGAUCAAGAUCAAAGAAAAAUCUUCAAAGUGCGAUCUGACUCGAGGGCAAGUGAUUUUCCUGCUGGUGAGACUCUGUCAUUUUCCGUUCUGAAAGCGCUCGGAGACUUCGACGACUGAUACGAGGAUGUCACGCUUCGUGGACCACCCUGGCUGCCGCGGCCGUCGCCGUGUCGCGGUGGCUACGACCCUGCCGGCGAUCUUGCGGUGAACAUCGCGUAUGCAUGUUUCCUUCCUAUACUAUAUAUAUAUCGAUAUAACGUGCAACGUAGUGUGACUUUCGACGAGUGUCAUUGGUGAUUCAAACUUCAGAGAAACGACGCGGGUAAUAACCAAGUUUAAUAACCGAUGUCUCUAGCGAGAUUGACCAUUUUUUUCGAGUGAUGAUUUCUCCGUGGAAGAAAGAAGCCGGUGUUGUUGAGUCGAUAGGCGGACGUGUGAUUUACCCGAAGAAGAAUACUGCGUUAAGGACGAGCGCAGAGCGCGAGUGACAGUACGCGUUUAGUGUGCGUUUCUUCUUUGUCUAUGUUUUCGCCCAUGGAAAAUUGUACCAAUCAGGAAUUAAUGCACGGAAAUUGCAGCAUGGAGGACAUAAGCGUUACAGUCACCAGCACAACUACGACAAGUACAAAUACAGUCUAUCCUACUGUAAAUGACAUGGAUUGGUUCGCUGGUGUCGCCGAGGAAGAAUUGCUACAUUAUACCAGUGUUGGCAACGAUGUGGAUUCCUUAUGGGCUGUUAUUGGCAACUUUGUACCACCACCACCUAGACCACCUUUUUUACCCGAAGAGAGCAUCGCUACCGAUGGACUCACAACCUGCGACUUGUGUUCCUGGGCUUGGAGAAACGAUAGGCAUUCUUUCUCCCGGAAAACGGUAGACGGUACCCUUGAAGCUCCUGGAGAACUUGGAUGGGUGCUGACUCUAGUGAUAGUAUCCUUAGUAUCAGCCGGUAUCGGGGCUGUGGUGAUGAUGACCCUCCUUCAUUGUCGAAGGAUAAAGAGUGCCGGUGGCAGAGCAAGCUGCUGCGGGGUCGGCGUGGAAGAUUCGAAUGUACCCGACGUCGGCGGAGCCGCAGGGUCGGGUGGUACCGGCGGCGGGGUAGCCGUCAUACCCGAUCGGCCACCUCUCGAAUUAGACAAAUUACCGCCUUAUCAUGACGUAGCGCCUAGCCCUGGACACAAUGUGUGGUCAUGGUUGGGCUCUCGACGAGGCGGCGGUACCCCGGGAGUCGUCACGACCCCGCUCUCUCUUCCUCAGCAUCGACGGGCGAUGAAUCUCCCGGUCGAGAAUCACUACACCCACAUGCAGACCGACGAGGCUCUGUACGCGGAACUGGACUCGCAAGCCGCGAGCUACGCAAGCGAUCUACAGUUACAAAUGAGAGGAAGCUCAACGUACGGUACGACUUCCGGCGGCCAGGACGACGAAUAUCACGAACUGGACGCGGCCAGAUUACAUCGUCAUUACGGAGGUAGUGAUGGAUCGCUACAAACUGAAACACUUCGCACUCGGCACAGUAAAAGGAUACGAGAGCCGGACUAUGAGAUGUACGAGAACGGGCCGUCGACGCCGGUGCCGCCGGGUCAGCAUCAGCAGCAUCAUCAUCAUCACCAUCAUCACAACCAUCAUCAUCAUCAUCAUCAUCAGGAACUGAGGAUCGGUAGCAGGAACAGCGAGCAUCCCUCAUAUCAAAACACGGCGUAUACCGGAAGCGACGCUGAACCGGAUGGACCGACGUUGAGCAGCGCUCCCAGCAGUGCCUACUAUAGCGAUCUCAGCUCAAACUCGGUAAAUCAACAGAUGCCUUCUACGGCAGUGUCGUCCGCGACGACGACGACGACAAUGACGAACUUACACCUGAAUCCGCAGAACUUGGACGCGCCGCAAUAUAGACUCGCGGCGAUCAACGAGAACACAGUGCCUUCGGACUAUAUUUAAGAAAUGUUUCUUUCGAAACGGAUGACGAGAUGAAGCUUAAAAUAGACAAUUUCAUCUAUGUGCGUUUAAUCUGCGUGUGAGAGAACUUUUGCGUAAUAUUUAUAAUUUAACUUUGUCCACAACAAGGAUAAUAGAAGUUGUAUUCUUGUAUUAAAAAAAUAGAAAUAAACGAGCGAAUCACAGAAGAGAUAAAAA
This is a messenger RNA of Cataglyphis hispanica, 2412 nucleotides long. RefSeq lists its product as uncharacterized. Lineage: Eukaryota; Metazoa; Arthropoda; Insecta; Hymenoptera; Formicidae. The coding region runs from base 802 to 2217 and encodes 471 amino acids. The record is from RefSeq and is a predicted model, not a curated record. The transcript has 7 exons.